Messenger RNA from Sardina pilchardus (European sardine), 1564 nucleotides. It is a transcript of the gene olig3, whose product is annotated as oligodendrocyte transcription factor 3. Lineage: Eukaryota; Metazoa; Chordata; Actinopteri; Clupeiformes; Clupeidae. The record is from RefSeq and is a predicted model, not a curated record. Gene Ontology annotation, molecular function: protein dimerization activity; E-box binding; DNA-binding transcription factor activity, RNA polymerase II-specific. Bases 205 to 963 code for a protein of 252 amino acids. Gene Ontology annotation, cellular component: nucleus. The transcript has a single exon. Gene Ontology annotation, biological process: axon development; sensory organ development; positive regulation of transcription by RNA polymerase II.
UCAAAAAAGGCACGUCAGUUUGAAGUUUGAGCAAGCCGACCACCUCUUCGCGAGUGCGUUGACUCGUUAUAAAUUCCCUUGAAAAAAAAGAAGGAAAAAAAACAGAAUCUAGAGGGAGGACAUCAGGUGAUUGUGCUUGCGUUACUUAAAACUAUAGGCAGAGACAGAGCGGGAAGCGACCUCCUACCAAACCGAAGUGAUAAAAUGAAUUCCGACUCGAGUUCCAGCAGAUCUUCUUCACCCGAUAUGGAUGAGAUGUACCAUCACCUGUCAGACGGGCGACUCAACUCGGUGUCUUCGACUCAGAGCGAGCUCCUGCAUAAAAUGACAAGCGAGCACCUCGGCAGGAACGGGGACAAAUCACCUGGCGGAAGCAAGUACAAGCUCAAGAAGCAAGUGACAGAGCACGAACUCCACAGCCUGCGACUGAAAAUCAACGGGCGCGAGCGAAAAAGGAUGCACGACUUGAACAUGGCCAUGGACGGCCUGCGAGAAGUCAUGCCGUACGCGCACGGGCCGUCGGUCAGGAAGCUGUCAAAAAUCGCAACUCUCCUUCUCGCCAGAAACUACAUCCUGAUGCUGACAAGCUCUCUGGACGAGAUGAAGAGGCUGGUGGGGGAGAUUUACGGCGGGCAUCACUCAGCGUUUCACUGCGGAACGAUAGGUCACUCCGGCGGACACACGGGGAACCCCGCACAUCAGGUGCAUCCACUGCUCGGGAGCGCACUGACAUCCUCCGCACCCUCCACGCUCUCCUCCACCUUACCGGGACUUACCUCCAUCAGGGCGCCACACUUGAUGAAGACGGCUCCAGCGCCUCCUCUACAGCUCGGCACUGGCUUCCAGCACUGGGCAGGUUUGCCAUGUCCCUGCACCAUUUGCCAGGUACCGCCUGCACCCCACAUCCCCAUCACCUCAGCGGGAUUAACGAGACUGUCUAGCGAGAAGGAGGUGAUGAAGUGAACAUGGACUUUUUUUUAACAGCAGUGUUAACGUGCUCAGUUUGACCUGGAUGGACUAAGGGAAAGUGCUGUUUUGCAUGCGUUGUUUUUUCUGUUUAUUUGUUUUCCUGAACCCCCUAUCUCCUCCUUGUAACAAGGAUUUCGUCAAAAAAGACGAUGAAGGUAACCCUUUUGCUGGCCAUUACGUAUGUCUAUACAUGCGUUAUCAAGUGUGUACAUAUUUUUUUCACUUGUACAAAACCUAUUGUAGGCCUAUAUGUUAAUCUGCUGGAGCUUUUACGUGCGCGUGACGCGCAUAGACUGCCAUCCGGGGAAAUGAAAGCACAAACUGACUUGUUGAUCAUAACUGUAAUGGACAGAAAAAAGCAACAAAAAAAAAUCGCAUGCAGGUGUGAAUUUUGAAAGAGGCACAAUUCAGUGAUAUGGAAAAUGCCGUUGGUUCCUUGUAACAAGGAUUGUAAAAUAGCUGUCUGUAUAACUAAAUGAAUGUGUGUUUAGUUCGCCAUAGAGCGAUAUAAUAUUGUCUUCUGACGAUUUUAUGGGAUUAUGGAUAUAGUUUUAUUCUAGAUGUGUGGCUCUGUACUUACGUGCAUUUGUAUUGG